AUGUUUAUAUACGAGUUUAUGUCAGGUGUCGCCGAAACAAUUACUGGAACUACUGAAAGACCAGACGAGUUGCAGCUGAGACUUCAAGUGGUAUUUAAGUUUCAUGAUACAUACUUUCAGGUCCUUGCUUUAGAAUAUAAUAUGGAGGGACCAAAACGAUUCGUAGGACUUUUCGGGCUAUUUAACUUAGGCAUGAUUAUUAUAAUAGCGCUUUACAUUAUUGUGGGUGUUUUUGGUUAUCUCAAAUAUGGGGAUACCAUUGAAGCAACAAUCACUCUGAACUUACCGCAAGAAGAAAAAAAGGCACAAGCAGCAAAAAUAAUAUUUGCAUUGGCAAUUUUCUUGACCUUCCCGCUGCAGAACUACGUCGCUUACAGCAUGGUGUGGCGAAAAUUUCAGAAAAGGAUUCCAGAGAAACGACGCCUCUUACCUGACUACGCGCUACGUGUGGCACUUGUCGUUAUACCCUGUAACAAUUGA
Molecule: messenger RNA, 480 nt
Organism: Parnassius apollo (apollo)
Lineage: Eukaryota; Metazoa; Arthropoda; Insecta; Lepidoptera; Papilionidae
Source: the annotation of a GenBank genome assembly